Sungouiella intermedia is the source of this 1362-nucleotide messenger RNA. The record is from the annotation of a GenBank genome assembly. Lineage: Eukaryota; Fungi; Ascomycota; Pichiomycetes; Serinales; Metschnikowiaceae.
AUGUUUAAAGUCCAAGGUCGCUGGGCACUUCGAGCACUUCGUCAGUACUCGACGAACCUUCCAAAAGAAUCCUCAACACAAACCAACCAUGCUAUUUCCAACAAGCAGCUUCUAUACCUCACAGACCCUGUCACGCCAGGUUCUAUCUUCUUCUUACCUCAUGGUACCAGAAUCUUCAACAAAUUGGUCCAGUUCAUGAAGAACCAGCAGCUCAAGUACGGUUUUCAGGAGGUCAUUACUCCGCUAAUCUACAAGACAAAGUUAUGGGAGACAUCCGGUCAUUGGGACAAUUAUAAGGAGGAUAUGUUCAAGGUGGUAGGUAAUGACUUAUCCAAAGAAGAAUUGGAGGGAGAAGACGAGCAUCUUCACGAAUAUGGAUUGAAGCCAAUGAACUGUCCCGGCCAUUGCCUUAUCUAUUCAAAGUUUGAGAGAUCCUAUAAUGAGUUGCCUAUUCGUUUAUCCGACUUUUCCUCUUUGCAUAGAAAUGAGUCCAGUGGAGCAUUAUCUGGGUUGACCAGAGUGAGAAGAUUUCAUCAGGACGACGGCCAUAUUUUCUGUGAACUUCACCAGAUCAACCAAGAAAUCACCAAUACCAUUAACCUCAUCAAGGACACCUACAACGUUUUUGGAAUCGAUAGUGUUAAGGAUGUUGACUUCUUCCUUAGUACAAGGCCCGAGAAGUAUAUGGGAGAAUCUAAAACCUGGGAUGAGGCGGAGAAACAAUUGGCUGAUGUAUUGGAUAAAGCUACUGGGGAUGGUGGCUGGUCUAUUCGUGAGGGAGAUGGUGCUUUUUAUGGCCCCAAGAUUGAUGUGCUUCUUACUGAUGCGUUCGGUAAGAAGCACCAGGUGGGCACUAUUCAAUUGGAUUUCCAGCUUCCUACAAGAUUUCAGUUGAAGUACAUCUCCCAGAAUGGUGAUCGUGACAACCAGCCCAUCAUGGUGCAUAGAGCUGUUUUCGGCUCUCUAGAAAGAUUUUUUGCCAUUUUGUUGGAUCACUAUCAGGGUAAAUGGCCAUUCUGGAUUAAUCCAAGACAAGCAGUGGUUAUUCCUGUCUCUGAUAAACAUCAUUCUGCUGCGGAGAGUAUCCGGAGACAAUUACUUGGAGACAUUGUCACUGAUGACUGUGUAGCACCUAUGACUGGCUAUAAUUUCUACGUCGAUGUUGACACCAGAAGCGAGACCGUCGGCAAUCGUAUCAAAGAUGCCAUUCACAAGGGCUACUCGUAUAUUUUGAUGGUGGGUGACAAAGACAUAGAAAAUGGCACAGUAGCGGUAAGAACGAGAGACCUGAGGAAGGUGUCGAAUAUGACGGUCAAUGAAAUCUACAAAAAAUUUGUGGAGUUAGAGAAAAACUACCAAUAG